UCGGGAGCGCAGCAUCGUCUCGCUCGCUCACGGGCACAUUGCCUCGCCUUUUGUUUGAUCCAACUCGCGUAUUUAGCCAUUUUACCCUCCUUUCACGCGGAUACACGUUCGAAGGAAAAAACCGUUUAUGGUCCUGGCUGAAGAUUUCACGAUGUCUCGCACCGACGAGGUUCACCGCCUGACGGAAAAUGUCUAUAAGACCAUCAUGGAGCAGUUCAACCCCUGCUUACGGAACUUUGUUGCCAUGGGGAAGAACUAUGAGAAGGCCCUUGCCAAUGUGACAUUUGCUGCCAAAGGCUACUUUGAUGCUCUGGUCAGAAUGGGUGAACUGGCCAGUGAGAGUCAAGGAUCCAAAGAUUUGGGGGAUGUGCUGUUCCAGAUGGCUGAGGUCCACAGACAGAUCCAAGUGCAGCUCGAGGAGAUGUUGAAAUCCUUCCACAACGAGCUGCUCUCCGAGCUGGAGAAGAAGGUGGAGCUGGACGCUCGUUAUCUGACGGCCGCCCUGAAGAAAUACCAGAUGGAACACAAGAGCAAAGGGGAGAGUCUGGAGAAGUGCCAGGCCGAACUGAAGAAGCUGCGCAGGAAGAGCCAGGGCAGCAAGAACCCCUCCAAGUACGGCGAGAAGGAGAUGCAGUUUGUGGAGACCAUCAGCAGUAAGCAGACUGAGCUGGACACCUUCAUCGCCGAGGGAUACAAGACAGCCUUGUCUGAGGAGCGCCGCAGGUACUGCUUCCUGGUGGACCGCCAAUGUGCCGUGGCCAAGAACAGCAGCGCCUACCAUGGCAAGGGUAAAGACCUCCUGACCCAGAAGAUCCCAGUGUGGCAACAGGCUUGCUCAGACCCGAACAAGCUGCCAGAGAGGGCCAUGCUCCUGGCCCAGCAGAUGGGCUCUGCUGCCCUCGGGGGCACAAGCCCCCUGCACAGCUCCAAAUCCAACCUGGUCAUCUCAGACCCUAUCCCCGGGGCCCAGCCUCUUCCUGUGCCCCCAGAGCUGGCUGUAUUCAUGGGCAGUGGCCUGGGACACCCAGCGAGGCUGAUGGGCCCUGAUGGUAUGUCCAUGGUCAAUGGGACAACAGGAGUCCACGGGGAGGAAUAUUGGACGGACGGAGGGACUAUGUCCGUGUCCCAAGUCAGGCCUUCAUCCCCCCAGACCCAGGCGCAGGGCCAGUCCCAGGCUCAGCCCCAGAGACAGGUCAGCGAUGUGUACUCCAACACCCUCCCUGUUCGCAGGCCUGCUCCCGCCAAGAACAAGAACCCUGUAGGAGAGACACGGACCCUGCCCAGGUCCAGCUCCAUGGCGGCAGGCCUGGAAAAGAACGGGCGCUCCCGUGUCCAGGCCAUCUUCUCCCACGCUGCGGGCGACAACGGCACCCUGCUCAGCUUCUCCGAGGGAGACGUCAUCACCCUGCUAGUGCCCGAAGCCCGCGACGGCUGGCACUAUGGGGAGAAUGAGAAGAACAAGAUGCGUGGCUGGUUCCCGUUCUCCUACACGCGCGUGCUGCCUGAGAGCGACAGCGAGAAGCUCAAAGUGAACCUGCACCAUGGGAAAAGUAGCAGCACAGGGAACUUGUUGGAGAAUGAUGGAUCACUGCCCACACCUGACUACGGCCUGACCGCCCGGCUGCUGGCACAGAGCCUAGCACAGACCCGCCCACGCCCCUACAGCAUGGCAGGCUUUGGCACACAGCCUGCUAUUGAGGAUUAUGACGGGCGCUUUGCCACAAGUUUGGGUCCAGAAUUGUCCCGGUUCUGAGGGAACAGGACCUCCUGACCGUUCCCUGGAGGUCUACCUCCGGCCCACCUUCAUUGAUGACCGAUCUGCACCCAUCUUCUACUAGCAGCCCGCUGUCCCCUUUUGUCCACUAAUGGGCUCUUUUGAAGGGGAGAAAGAAAAUGGCUAACAAUGGCAUGUUUGAGUUGUAUGAUGCUGAUCACAAGAGGGCCCAGAAGCGUGACGAGCGGGGGGAGGGGGUUAAAAAGUCACCUCAAGGAACCUGUUGCACUACUAAGAAUAUAAUUUCUUUGACACGGAAAUUCACUCAGACAAUUUCUGGUUAAUCCUUGUGAUGUUUCGCAAACGCUUCCACAGACGCUGAAUGUCUCAGCCUGAGCAUUCGAGUGCAGGUGUGAUGAUAGAUUUUGUUAGUUAUUUAGAUCCCACCUGUUGUGGAUAAGGUAUGGCUAAUAGGUUUUACUAGUGAUGCCGUCACGUUAUUAUUUAUCUGCACUUCUACUAUGGGAUUUUUUUUUUCUGCAACACUAUACACUGUAAAUUUCAUUUGAGGAUUAUUUACAUUAAUGAGCAGUGAAGGCGCGCUCUGCAUUAGCUGUUUAAGUGAGGCUUGAGGGAGGAUAGAAGAUGGUCAGUGCAUCACUGUAACAUACACUGAGGACAAAGUGUAGAUUGGAUACUGCCACAGAUAGCUAGAACUUGACAGUUGGUGAGUAGACUACAGCUCUGCUUUUCUUAAGUGAUAUAGUUCUAUAUAUAAAUAUAUUUAGUAGUUGUGAUACAGUGUGCCCAUAUUUUCAAUGUGGGAACUGUGCCUUCUCAUUUUCUUUUUUUUAAACUUAUGCUUCAUGCAGCAUUGACCCGAACAUCUGUAAACUGGUUUGAGGGCAUAUGCAUCACUUCGACUUGUAUUUUUGAUAUUCCUAAAAAUAUAAGUUUCGUUUUCUUUGCUUGUAAUCUUGAGGCUUUUGUUUUGUUGUUUUGCUUAGCAAGCCUCCAGCACAGUGCAAUUCCACCAAAAUGAUUCAAGAAUAUUUUGAAUUGCUCUUCUUUCCGUCUCUUUAAAUUUUAGUAGUAUCUAAAAGGCCAGGUAGCCGAGAGAUGAAAUACAGUGCAUACCUAUUGGGUCUUUUUUUUUUUUUUUUUAUAUAUAUUUAGCUUUGAGGGAGUGGUAGCUUAUUGGAUAAGGUACAGUAUUAUCAUGGCUUGUGAUCAUUCAUUCUCAGUAUUAUACACUCAUCUGGGAGAAAAGCUUGGAGCGGAGGCAUUUAUCUACAGUAUGAUGUGUGGGGAUAGUAGUGAAAUUGUACGGGAUGGAAAAGCAAUAAUGUGUAUGGUUGUGUGAAUGAGCUAAAAUGCCUCUUGGACUGCAAUGAAUUACAGAGUUCCAUCGUGAAAAGUCAGUUUUCCAUGGAUGAGUCCUUUACACUGAGUGAUAUGAUCAGGCUUUUAUUAUUUCAUUUGGGCAGCAAGUUUCAAAUGCUUUUUUUUUUUUUUUUUUUUACUUUUAUAUAGCUUUCAUUGUCCAUUUCUCACUUUUGUCCCGGUUUGUAUUAUAUCUGUACUGUACAGAAAGUGCAUAUAAAUUAUCUUGUCCAAAAUAAA
Messenger RNA from Chelmon rostratus (copperband butterflyfish), 3337 nucleotides. RefSeq names its product BAR/IMD domain containing adaptor protein 2a (gene baiap2a). The transcript is spliced from 15 exons. The coding region runs from base 128 to 1753 and encodes 541 amino acids. The record is from RefSeq and is a predicted model, not a curated record. Lineage: Eukaryota; Metazoa; Chordata; Actinopteri; Chaetodontiformes; Chaetodontidae. Gene Ontology annotation, cellular component: nucleoplasm; cytosol. Gene Ontology annotation, molecular function: protein binding; cytoskeletal adaptor activity. Gene Ontology annotation, biological process: plasma membrane organization; actin crosslink formation; positive regulation of actin filament polymerization.